This is a messenger RNA of Penaeus vannamei (Pacific white shrimp), 1078 nucleotides long. Lineage: Eukaryota; Metazoa; Arthropoda; Malacostraca; Decapoda; Penaeidae. The record is from RefSeq and is a predicted model, not a curated record.
AUGCCUCAUUGUGUAGGGGAAAGUGAAACUAGUGGUGGAGAUGAAUGGAGUAGUGGAGAUGAGACUGAUUCCUCAACCACUGUAUCUUCCACUCAUCAGGAUCCCCACUGCGACUGCUGUUAUUGUCACAUGCUCCACCAUAAGCAGGGUGGCGGCCGGCAGAAAUAUAGUGACAGGAGAGAGAGAUUACUCAAAAUCUUAUCUCGUAAGAAAAAUGCUCGCAACAAUGCUGUGUGUCCUAACACCUCUUCAGCAAAUGCAGUUACAGCUGCCUCUGAUAGUACUGAAGUCCCUACAAGCACAGGAGGGACACCACUUGGAGGACAAAAUAUUGAUAAAAUUAUGGAUUAUAUUGAAGGCAAUCAAACCGAUGAAGCAAAACGAGCUAAGAAGGCAGCCAAAAAGGCUCGUCAGAGGCAAAAGAAGUUAGCAUUAAAAAAGGAGAAGAAAGAAGAGGAAAAAAUGAAACUGGAAGAUAAAAAAGGGGAAUGUGAAGAGGAGGAGGAGGAGGAGGAGGAGGUUGAAGAUGGACCUCUGGCCGAGCUAAGAAGACGAGCUCCAGAUGUGACCAUCACUGUUGUCCGACCAGGCCAGCAGACAUCACGCACGGCUUCAUCACCCCAAAUGGCAUUUCAGCGACCACGUGAUCCAUCCCCUCCUGCUAUGGAAGUCUAUAAACCUCCCCAAGCAAAACUUGUACCUUCACUAGCACAGUCAUCUGAAGAACUUUCAUCACAGUCUCAAUCAUCCUCAAGAACUAUUCUCCAUCCUUCCCGGCAUUCUACCCAAGGAAGGCAACCACAGUCUCAGCCUGGCAAGCAUUUUGCAGCGUCUGCCCCAAGCUUCAGUAAUCGUGAAUCUGCUGAGCGUACAAUGGCUAGUGGGGGUGAACAAGGAGGCCUUAGCAAUAUCUUGAAGGCAAUGGACACAUCUGGAAAAGAAAAGGACAAAGGGUCCCAAAUGGUGACCAUAAGAAGAGUAAUGGACCCUAAUAGUGCUGAGCCUACAGUUACCAUUACUCUGAAAGGAGAACAACCAGAAAAAGAUAAAGUGCUUUUUAAACUUAUUAAUGGUCAAG